Molecule: messenger RNA, 630 nt
Organism: Acanthamoeba castellanii str. Neff
Lineage: Eukaryota; Discosea; Longamoebia; Acanthamoebidae
Product: block of proliferation 1, putative
Exons: 3
Biological process (GO): ribosome biogenesis; maturation of LSU-rRNA from tricistronic rRNA transcript (SSU-rRNA, 5.8S rRNA, LSU-rRNA)
Cellular component (GO): PeBoW complex; preribosome, large subunit precursor
Molecular function (GO): ribonucleoprotein complex binding
Source: RefSeq, a predicted model, not a curated record
AUGGCGGCGAGGAAGGAUGAAGAUGAAGAUGAGGACGAUGAUCAGCUCAAUCCCGAAAAUUUUCAGAAGAUGGUGUCGUGGUUGGGGCGACAUGAUCCUCCUGAGGCGGAGGAGUCCGAGGAUGAGACGCACAACACGGUGGGCAACGUGCCCAUGCACUGGUAUGCGGACUACCCUCACAUCGGCUACGAUGUAGAGGGCAAGAAGAUCAUGAAGAAACAGGGUCCCGUAAAGGAUGAGAUGGAUCGCUUCCUCGACCGUACCGACGACCCCAACUACUGGCGUACAAUCUACGAUGAGAAGAACGAUCGCGAGAUCGUGCUCACCAAGCAGGACCUCGAGAUCAUCCGCAAGAUCAAGGCCGGCAAGUCGCCCAGCGCCGGCUACGAUCCCUACCCCGAGCUGUUUGAGAAGGACGACAAGCCCAGCAUUUUCGCGGUGACGAACAAGCCGGCGCCCAAGAGCCAGUUCAUUCCGUCCAAGUGGGAGGCCAAGCGGGUGGCCUACCUGGUGCGGGCCAUCAAGAAGGGCUGGAUCAACCCCAAGAACCAGCCCAAGGAAAAGCCCCAGUUCUACGACAUCUGGUCCAACGACGCCAGCGAGCACAAGAAGAACCCCCAUGCCCCUCAC